This is a messenger RNA of Styela clava, 3744 nucleotides long. RefSeq lists its product as uncharacterized. Gene Ontology annotation, molecular function: RNA polymerase II cis-regulatory region sequence-specific DNA binding; DNA-binding transcription factor activity, RNA polymerase II-specific. Gene Ontology annotation, cellular component: nucleus. Gene Ontology annotation, biological process: regulation of transcription by RNA polymerase II; cell differentiation. Lineage: Eukaryota; Metazoa; Chordata; Ascidiacea; Stolidobranchia; Styelidae. The record is from RefSeq and is a predicted model, not a curated record.
UUGUUUACGUAUAGAUUAUCCUAGAUACAGUAAUUUUUUUCGAAGUGGCGAAACACAAACAUUCACAAACUGGAUACGUAACAUGCUAUCCAGUCCCCAAAUAUCGACACCGUUUUCAGUCAAAGAUAUUUUGAAUCUCGAAAGACAACGACAGGAGGCAUCUUUUUUAUCGGAAGAAAUUUCACAAGACUCUGAGAUCAUUUCACAGUCGUUGAACUCUGUAACGACAUCGCCUCAAAUCGAGAGGACUCCAGAAUUUCAAGGGAACAAAAACGAACUUAGGUACGGUAUCGAUUCAUCGGAAUCCCUGAUCUCGAAUAUUUGUCACAAUAUGGCGACCGACGGGUUUUCAAAAGCGGCGAACGGACAUGCUUUUUCAUAUAUGCCGGACAUGCCCCCACAUGGAUACAACACAAGUUCAAUAACAGCACACAGCGUCGACAAAACUACAACCAAUUUCGGAAAUUUUCAAUCAACUAUGAAUCGGGACGAUCCGCAAUCUGGUUCUCCGAUAAAUAUUGUUCCGUAUUACAAUGGCAAUAAGUCUAGUUCGCCAUACGGGCAAGGUUUUGCACCUACUUCAACUGAAGAUAUUAAAGAAUCUGUGCAAAGAGUAGACAGAGUUAGUCCCGAUUCCGUAAACCAAUUUCCAUAUGAGGCGAUGUCAUCCCACACAAAAAUAACGUCGCUAAAAUCUAAUGAUUGCGUCGGUAACGAAUUUCCAUCAUCAACAUCUCCUCGCAUUGCGACCACAGGUUACCACCAUAGCGAUUUGGGCUAUUCAACAACGUACCAGUCGUCGUCAUCAAGUCAACCCCACGUUGCACCAUAUCCAUUUGGCUACUCACACCAACCGUAUUCAAGCUCUCAAGAAGCGACACAGCAACAGAACAUCGAAAUGAAUGUAAGCCAGCCUCAGUACACAAGCCUGUCCUACACACCACGCCACCAACUGGGUGUCCCAAGCGAAUCUUCCCCUCAUUCAGCUCAUUACUACAGCCAAGGACACACAGCAUCAGAUGAUGGAAGCGACGAUGUGAUUGAUCCCACUGGCCCGGCAGAAUUGGUUGGUUCUGUACUUUCAAAAACACCAUUUUCAUCUGGAGGAGCAGUUUUCCAAUCAAGCAACGAGUUAACUCAUGCAAGCGAAAGAGUUCAUGACCUCGAUGACCAAUUUAACAGAGAUACAAACACAAGAUCCACAGAAUCAGAUGCAGCGCAAGACGACAUAAGCAGCCACAUGGGAGAAUCAGAAAAGUCGGACAACAUCAGCAAUUGUAGUGGAAGUCCAGAAGAUGACGACAAAAAGCGGCAAGACGAUGACCAGUCUAAAAAUCGUCAACGAACAAGACGUAAGCCAAGAGUAUUAUUCUCCCAAGCUCAAGUGUUUGAGUUAGAACGAAGAUUCAAACAACAGCGAUAUUUGUCAGCACCAGAAAGAGAACACCUGGCGCAAAUAUUGAAACUUACUUCAACACAAGUAAAAAUAUGGUUUCAAAACCGUCGGUAUAAAUGCAAGCGACAGCGUCAGGAUAAAACUCUCGAACUAGCAAGCGCGUGCCCGCCAAGAAGAGUCGCCGUUCCUGUUCUUGUACGAGAUGGCAAACCAUGUCUAGGUAGCCCAACGGGAAUGGGUGGUGGCCAUCCUUCUUUUCAAGCUCCGUACUCUGCCCCGUAUAAUGUAACAGUUUCGCCGUAUCAUAGCUACCCAAGUUCAUACAGUUCAUGUGGAUACAAUACGUACCAUCACCCCCAUAAUCCGAAUGGCUAUUCUACUAACGCCGCGGCGGCAGCUGCCGCAGCUGCAUAUGGAUCUGCGGCCGCGGUAUCCGCAGGAUAUAACGGUCUUUCAGCCGGGGCAGCAAUGGGAUCAGGAAUGGGUACCGUAGGCGGUAUGGCCAAUCCAGCUCUUCAUCAUCAAAGCACAGUCGGAGCGGCGCCAUUUUCAACAAUGCAGGGACAAAUGCAACAACAAACUGGCAUUAGAAAUCACUCAGCAAGCGAUUAUAUGUAUAAGUUGGGACUUUGCACCUAAUAAAAUUAUAGCGAAGUACAAUGUCGUAUAAUGCAAUAUGCAGCAUGAAUUAUAUUUGUUGUACGCCAUGAUGUGAUCCCUCCAUGACCUACAUAGUUUUUCAAGAUCACGCUGUAUCAUGACGUGUGACUUUAUGAUACAUUUGCGAAACUUUGUUGAAAUGCAAGCAAACUUGCAGAACGGAUUUUUUACAUUAACAAUAUUUAAUGCAGUAUAUAUAUCAGAUAUGAUUCAAAAGGGUAUUGAUUUCUAUAAAACGUUAUUAGUGGAGAUUAAGUAAAAACUCCGGAAAAAAUUAAAUGUUCUGUAACUGAAAGAAGCGUAACGAGUAAAAUUUAGCACAAUCUGUACUUUUUCUGAAACUGCUAAUAUUAUUGCAUUCGAGAAGAGUCAAAAAUACUUUGAAUGAGAAAAAUUAGUUGCAAAUAAAUAAACUUCUUCAAAUUGCGCCUUUUUUGCUUCUGAAGACAAGCUUCAUUUCUAAACAAUCUACGUAUUUGAUCAGAUUUUUUUUGGUGAACCUAGCUAGCCUACAUAUUCGAAUUUAAUGCGUGUUUUGUGUUUAUAGGCAUUAUUCACUUACAAGCUAUUACAUGGAUAUUUUAUAAAUUUUCUUAUGUUGCUAGAUUUUGACCACGCAAAUGAGAAAUAUAUUCAUAAAACAUACUCCAAUAAAAUUAGAAAUAUCUCUCACGACACGCGGCUGUGAAUUGCAAUUUUUACAAAAUAAAUCCUGCUGAUAUAAUAAUGCUACAGCAUAGUGCAAUUACGUACUUUUAAUACGAUUGUUUCGUUGUUUGAUUUUUCGUUUUAUUUUAUUCAUUCUUUGUUCUCUUUUUAUAAAUAAUAUUGAUUGCCUUUGCCACGAGUUGGUCAACAUUGCACUAACAACACGACGAGCAUGCAUGUCAAAAUGCGCGAAUAUAAAUUGCUUCCAAUUUCAUAUUUCUUUUAUUCUUGAAAUAUCGUUGAAUCUACGCACACCACCGGUAAAUGAUAUAUUUGAAUACAUUAAAACAUCUAAAUUAAAACAUCUUUUGAAAAGCAGUAAAUUCUCGAUGAUAAAGUUUUUAAAAUAUCGUUUUUUUUCGUAAAAUACCAGCGUUUCGCAAUUUCCUUUUUGGUUCAUAAAUUUCGACAAUUCAUUCAUUGUUUUAUUUUAUGAAAAUUUCAUUUCUAUCACUAGAAAAGUAUCGUUACCUUAUGAGAAAAUCACACCCUCUAAUGAAACUGCUCAACAAUUACUUUUAUUAUGUUUAAUUUUUUUUUUCAAAGGUCAAGUUAUCGUCAUCCGUUACAUAAAAAAUUCAUACCUAAAAAAUCAAGUUACCGAAUAAAAACCUGCCCAAAGUUAAACCACACUACAAAAUUGUCAACGAAACUUUUCAUUUUUUGUUUGUAUUACUACCGCAUAUUAGUUUUCUUUAGUCGAAGGUCAAUUCCAUGAAUAUGUAAAUUUAGCACAUCGAAAACAAUUAGUUUGGUCACAAAUUUGAAAAAAAAAUUGAAAACAAAAGCUUGUUUAUUUGGGAUUUUUAUUGUGUUUGGAAGUUGAAUAAAUAACUAAAUUUCGAUCAAUAUAACGUGCCUUCUAUUUGUAACGUCAUCUUCGUAUUCAUGACAUAACUAGGCGAUAUGUACCGUUUUUAAUUAUUUUGUCAUUACUUAUAUUUUUAUCGACAUGACAUUUAAUAAAUUGUCGUCAGAUA